CAAAGCCGAGUAGCUCAACGAUAUCCCCACAGGUACUGACUCACAGACAUGUAGAGCUAUCCGGCUGAGGCCCAACAACGCAUCACCACGAAAGGCCAUCUUCCUCUGCUUCGAUGCGCAUUGCCUGAUAGUGCAACCGCACUAUGGGCAGCUAUGAAUGCAGUAUGUGGCGAUUGCACUCAGCGUCUAGGAUUCGCGGCUGACCUGUCUGAGGGGCCCCAUGGCUUCCCAGUGCGAAUGCUGUCCAAAACAGGCCUUGUUCCGCUGCGGCAAGUGCAAGUCUGCCCGCUACUGCAGCCGUGAAUGCCAAAAGGACCAUUGGGCGCACCACAAAACCCAAUGCGCGGCUUUGGCGGCGGCGACGAAACAGGCAGUAUCGGCAGCGGGUGCAGCCGCGCAGGGCGCGGGCAGCUCCAGCUCUACAUCCCCUGCCCCGGGGCUGACACCGCAUCCACCCCUUCAGCCGCAGCCGCCGCAAACACCACAGCCACCAUCUGCUCAGCCGCCAGCUGAACGCGCAGGGGCGGGCGGUCCAGGGCCAGGUUUAGUGUCCGGCGGGCCCCGCAUAAACCCACGGCUUGCUCGCCUGCUCGGCGACGCCCCGCCUCUGCUGCAGCCGGACCCGCCUGUACCCAAUGCGCCCCCAGCUCUGGGCUCAGCGGUGGCAGCCGCAACAGCAGCAACAGCCACAACAUCUGUCGACGCCACUGCUGCGCCGGUGGCUGCAGCCGCUGGGGAGCCGGCAGUGGUCCCACGCCCGCCGCUGCUUCCGCAGCCGCCGUCGGAGCGGCCCUCGCUGGGCGGCAGCGGCGCCGGCGGCGCAGGCGCGAUGGCUCGGGGGCGGCCCACGCCUCACCUGCGCCAGGGGGCAGGCGCACCGCCACACGGCGGCGGUCUGGUGGCGGCGGGCAGCAGCAUACUGGACCAAUUGGCGCCCGCAGCACCCACAGCACCGGCAGCGCCAACAGCGCCGGCAACGCCAACACCUGCUGCGCAGCCUGCGCGAGCAACCGCACCACCACCACCACCACCAGCAACACCAGCAGCAGCAGCACCACCACCAGCAGCAACAGCUCCAACAGCAACAUCAGCACCUGUUGUCAAGGGCCCAGGCAUGGAGUCCUGGCCCUGGGCGCAGGUGUUCGGCGGCACCACCACCACCACAACCACCAGCGGCAGCAGCGGCCUGGGCUCGCUGCCGCACGAGUGCCUGAUGGAGGUGCUGAAGGCACUGCCAGCCCGCAGCCUGGCCACGGCCAGCGCCGUGUGCCGCGCCUGGCGCCGCGCUUCGCGCGAGCCCUGGCUAUGGGUGCGGCAGCUGUGCGCCGCCGGCUACCCGCUGCCAUACGCAGCCUACGUGGCCGCCACCGCCACGGCCGCAAGGGGCGCUGGUGUAGAUGGCACGGCGCUGCAGCAUCAGCAGCAGGCUCAGUCGACGGGAACGGCAGGCGAGGAGGGCGGCGAGCCCGAGAGUCCAGGACGUGGCGCCGGCCUGGGCGCGCGGGCAGUGGCGGGCGUGCGCGGCAUUCGGGCGGUGAAGGCGGUGCGUGCGGCGGGCGUCGCGGGCAGCCACGAAGACUUCCUCGGCGGCCUGCGGUCAGGCUUCCUGGACCGCCUGCAGGCGCAAGCACAGGACUCUCCUCAGCAGGGCGCAGGCGCAGGCGGCGGCGCGACCGGAAGCGGUGGCGCGGCGCUGCACAUGCCCCGACCGCCGCCGGGCAAGCCGCCGGGCGCAGCUGCCUCCUCCGCCACCUGCUCCGCAGCUUCCACAACUGCCGGGGGCUCCAGAGCGGCGCUGCUGCAGCCGGCCCUGGACCUGAAGGCGAUGCUGGGCCGCAACCGGCGGCUCGAGUCAAACUGGGCCAGCGGCCGUUACGCCGAAAGCCAGCUGCGCGAGCACAGCAGCAAUGUGGAGUGCCUGGCCUUCCAGUGGGUGGAGCCCUGGGGCCCGGUGCUGUGCAGCGCCGCCUGGGAUGGCAGCGUGCGUGUGUUCGCGCUGGGGCCGAGUGAGGUUGGAGGAGGUGGAGGAGGUGGAGGAGGGGUGGUGGCGGCUGCGCCGCCGCAGCAGGUGCGGGUGGUGCGGCGGUACCGCGGCCACACGGGCUGGGUGACAUCCAUGGCGGCGGGGCGGCACGUGGUGGUCACAGCCUCCACGGACCGGCGGGUGGCGGCGUGGCGCUACUCCAGCGAGGCCGAGUCUCCCGCCGCGCUGCUGGACCACCCUGCAGAAGUGACCAACGUGCGCUUCGCCUACGCGCCCAACGCGCCAGCGCCCACGUCCCAACACCCCGCGCCGCAGCUGGUGCCGCUCUCCACGCUAGCGCGCAACCAGCACGGCGCCGGCCCACAGCAGCCCAACACCGAAAGCGACGGCGGCACAGGCAACAGCCCUCUGAGGCAAACAUCUGACCCUGUUCAGCAGCAGCUGCAGCCCUGGAGUGGCAAUGACAGUAGCUUUGGCAGGGGCGGCGGCACAAGCACGGCGCUUUUCAACGCUGGAGGCGCCGCUGCUACUGCCAUGAUCCCGCCGCACGAUGCGCCGUACGAUCCGGCUUGGGAGGACUGGGUUGUCACGGGCUGCGUGGACGGCUGCAUCCGGCUGUGGCACGUGCCCAGCCGCACACUGCUCCGGGCCAUGUCGGGUCACAGCGACGUGGUGUGGAGCUGCCACCCGCUCACGGGCAGCAGCGUGCUUGUCAGCUCAAGCAGGGACGGCAGCACCAAGCUGUGGCAGCUGCCGGCCUUCGCCGCGGCGCAGGACGCAGUUGCCGGGAGGCAGGCAGCAGAGCACGGAGGAGGAGGAGGAGCGCUUGUAGCAGGACCGCGCGCGGCGGGCGCAGGGGACGGAGCAGCAUUGGGCGGUGAAGGACAGGGGCAGGGGCAAGGGCAGGUGGCGGCACCAGGCGCGGCAGGCGAAGCGGCGGACGGAGCUGGCGCGCGGGCGCCGACGCAGGUGGUGGAGGCGAUGGCGACACUGUGCGGGCACAGCUCUCCGGUGUUGUGUAUGGACGUGACCCGAGUGCCUGCGGGUGUGUUGCCGCCGCCCGCGCCGCCCCGUGCAGCGGGCGCACCGCCGUCUCCGCAUCUGGCAGGCCCGGGGCCGGGCGGGCAGCCAGCGCCGCCUCCCGCGGGCGGGGUUGUGAAUGCGCCUAACAACGCCAGCGCGAGGCCCGAUGAGGUGCUGGCCGCGCAUGUGGACCUGCUCUCGUCCCUGGUGCACCUGCUCAACACCAGUCUGGUGGAGCCGCCCGCGCCCGCAUCCCAGGUUCCAAUGGCUUCAGCAGCAACCCCGGAGGCGCCUGCAGGAGCAGGCACACCGGCAGCGGCAGCCAGCCUACCAGCAGCAGGAGGGCGGCCUGGGGCCGCGGGCUCCUCACGUACGUCGCCGGACGCACGGCUCGAUGCCAACGGCGACCCGAUUGAUGGCCUGGGUAGCGUGACAAGGGCGAACAAGGCGGCGGCGGCCGCGGCCGCGGCGGCUGCGGCGCUGCCGGUGUGGCUGGUGGCGACGGGGGGCGCGGACGGCGUGGUGCGUGUGUGGAACCUGGCGUCUGCGUCCGUGCUGAGCACCCUCAAGGGCCACACGGUGGGUGUGCUGUCCGUCAAGUUCGGCUACCUGCCCCGCGCCGCCGCCGCCGCCUGUGAUGAUCAGCUGCUGCCGCCAGACCUAGACGUCAGUGCGGCGGUGCCGCCGCCAGUCGCCGCCGCCGCCGGCAAGGCGCUGCCGCCAGGGCAGUACGGCCUCGGGCUGGCGGCGCCGCCGUCGCUGAUGUCGCCGUUAUUACCAGACGCCAGUGCGAAUACCGCGUGCGCAGCGCUGCUGCCCAAGCGGGCCGCUGCCGGCGGCAGCGUCGAUGCAGCACAGUUAGGCAGGCGUCGGCGACGCGGCGCAGUGCUGCCGCCCUCUCAGCGGCUGGUGCUGGUGACGGGCAGCGUUCGGGAGGUGCGGGUGUGGGACGCGCUGAGCGGAGUAGCGCUGGUGGCGCUAGAGGACCACAGUGGGCCGGUGACCACCAUCAGCCUGGUCCACGGCGCCUUAGUCACGCUGGCCAUGGGGGACGGACUCAUCGUGUACAAGUGCAACGGCCUCGACACGCCACCCACAGCCCCAGCAGGGUCCUCCACCUCCUCCGCCUCCAGCACCACUGGUUUGCCGGAGCAGGUGGGGCGUGGUGGAGGUGCCGGAGCGGCGGGGCUGCGGCCCGGCAGUGCCGGCCCGGGCGCGGCGGCUGCGCGGCUGCGGCAGGCGGUGGCGGCGCAUCGGCGGCCGCUGGAACCCGUGAUCUGCCUGCAGGACGGCGUGCACCACAGCUUCGCCGCCGCGCUGGCGACGCACCUGGAGGGCCUGGCGGUGGGCAGCGGCACCGGCGACAUCACGUAUCUGGACUUCAGGCCGCGCGCCUCGCCGCUGCCCAGCCUCAUUGCGGGCCGGCAGCAACAGCAGGCGGCGGCGCUGCGCGCGGCGGCGGCGGCAGCGGCGGCGGGGGCAGCGGCGCCAGGCCAGGAAGGCGGCGGCGGAGGCGGCUCGGCGUUCGUGCUGCGGUUCUGAUUCAUGUGAAUGGGUGGGUACGGGGUGUGAUGGACCGUAACGCGGCUCGACACUGUCAAGUAGUUCUGUCUUGCGGGUCAGGCGUGCGCGUGGUUGAGUCCGGUCGGGCUGGAGCGUGCGGGGAAUACGUGUGGCAUCCUUACCCGUGGCACCCCGUAUGCUGUUUUUUUUGCUGUACACACCCGUAUUCAUCAUUCAUCAUCCCUCGGUUACUUGCAGUCAGCAAUGAAAACACCAGUUUUACAGUGUUGUGACCAGCGCUUGUGAUUUGGGUUGCGGAAUGGUUCUGGGUUCAUCUGGGUCGGGCCACGGGUCAGGCCAACUACCGGAGGCAGGCCCAACUCCGCCUGACUUCUGCAAUUGUCUAUGGGCGUCCCGGUAGGUUGCUGACAUGAGGUAGAAAGCAGAGACUGACAGCGUAGGCUGCGGUGCGGAUGUUUCAGGGGCAGCUUCACAGGUUGACUUCCCACAGACAGGUUGACUCCAACAGACGACGGUGGGUCGGGCCACGCCCUCACCGGUGAUACGCGUAAGGGCAUCUGUGUUGCGGCACGAGUCACGACUGUUAAGCAGGACUGCCGUCGCGGGCCCAGGCGGUGAAAGCAGCGGCGGAUGGCGCCGGGCGCCAGAAAGCGCGCGAAAGUGGGCCGAUUCUGCGAACCACCCCCGACCA
Messenger RNA from Chlamydomonas reinhardtii, 5222 nucleotides. RefSeq lists its product as uncharacterized. Bases 221 to 4549 code for a protein of 1442 amino acids. The record is from RefSeq and is a predicted model, not a curated record. The transcript has 7 exons. Gene Ontology annotation, molecular function: protein binding. Lineage: Eukaryota; Viridiplantae; Chlorophyta; Chlorophyceae; Chlamydomonadales; Chlamydomonadaceae.